Molecule: messenger RNA, 312 nt
Organism: Microthlaspi erraticum
Lineage: Eukaryota; Viridiplantae; Streptophyta; Magnoliopsida; Brassicales; Brassicaceae
Source: the annotation of a GenBank genome assembly
AUGCAAAAGUCCAUGGACAAGAUGGUGAGCAAGAUCAAAAGUUUGGAGAAGAAGGUUUCUGGUUCAUCAAGCAAGAAGAAGAAGGCCCAUGGUUCCACAUUCCUAGGAGUAGAUCACUCCUCACCACCCAAGGAGGCUCCCUGCCCAAGAGCCUCACAGAGCCUCUUCUUUCGAGCCAAGAGAGGAGAGACAACACGCAGAGAAGGAGGAAGACUUCUAAGGCCAGACGCUCCAGCUCGACCACCGGACUCGAUCGAGUCCAAAUCAGAGGAAACUCAACUCGAUCGAGCUGACGGUCGAGUUGGACCUUGA